AUGACAUUAUCGCUCGAAACUCCUCAGGAAGUGUUGACUUCCCCCGGACCAUUUGAAGGUCCAGAAAAAUUACUGGAAGUAUGGUUUGCUCCCUCUGUCGAUCAAUUACCUGAACCACAACCAUCAUCAUCUUCAUCAUCCUCGAAUACCAAAACAUACCGAACAAGAAGUAAAAGUAAUGGGGAGUUGAAAGGAUUGAGAAAGGUGCCCAAGGAAGUCUGGGAAGAAAUGUUGGAUAUCGUUAAAUGUAAAGUAUUGAGUGUGGUAGAAGGAGAUGAGAUUGAUGCGUAUCUGUUAUCCGAAUCGUCCUUAUUCGUCUCUCCCCAUCUAAUAAUCCUCAAGACAUGCGGAACGACCCUAAACCUCCUAGGAUUAUAUAGGAUAAUCGAAAUUGCCAAGGAAUGGUGUGGCUUCACCAACGUCUGGAGAUGUUUUUACAGUAGAAAAAGUUUUUUCUUCCCCGAGAGACAACAGGGUCCUCAUAAAGAUUGGGGAGAUGAAGUGAGGUUCUUAGAUACCGUUUUUGGCACCGCCGGAGCAGCUUACACUGUCGGACCAAUGAACCGAGACCAUUGGUUACUCUACCUCACUUCACCUAAUACUGUUCCCAACCUACCCUCUUCCUCUUCUUCAUCUCCUUCUUCCUCACUCACUCUACCUGCUCCUACUUCCACUGCUCUCCAGUCGAGAUCCGACGGACCUUCAUUCCAACCUACCAAAUACCAAGAUACGACCCUCGAGAUCCUCAUGACCCACUUAGCUCCCACGGCUCGUUCGCAGUUCUUCAACGACGACUCGAACGGUACUCUCAAAUCAGGCUUGGAACUAGGUAAAGACAUUUCAGCGAAACUAGGUAUAGAUCAGUUAUUCUCACAGGAAGAGACAGAACUGGAUUCAUUCGGAUUUGAUCCUUGUGGAUAUUCAGCAAAUGCCGUGAUCGGAUCUGGAAUGCCUGAUGACAGUACAAACCCUGGAGGAUACUUUACGAUUCAUGUGACUCCUGAGGAUGGUUGGUCAUACGCUUCGUUCGAAUGUAAUGUCCCACUACCCAUAGCAGGUACAUCGACUGGUACUACAUCUCAGGAAGAAGCCAUCAAAAGACCAGAGUUGAAAGAGUUGAUCAGAAAAGUAGUUAAUAUAUUCCAACCUUCGAGAUUAUCAAUCACACUUUUCGUCAGCACUCCAGCUACUACCCCCACCAACCAAGGAGAAGAAGAAGAAGGGGAACAACAGACAGAGACGGAACAGAGAGCAUGGAAAUCUUUCGGUACGGAUUUAUUAGGAAAGGGAUUCGUAAGGAAAGAUAGGAUAGGAUACGAAUUUGAUGGAUACGACUUGGUAUUUGCCUGUUUUGAGAAAAGGGGUUGGCAAGAACCGAAAAGUGGGAAUAUGACGAUUGGGGAUCAUAAUGGAGAUGCAUGA
Messenger RNA from Kwoniella botswanensis, 1422 nucleotides. Its product is annotated as S-adenosylmethionine decarboxylase proenzyme. The transcript has 3 exons. Gene Ontology annotation, cellular component: cytosol. NCBI's taxonomy places the organism in Eukaryota, Fungi, Basidiomycota, Tremellomycetes, Tremellales, Cryptococcaceae. The record is from RefSeq and is a predicted model, not a curated record. The coding region runs from base 1 to 1422 and encodes 473 amino acids. Gene Ontology annotation, molecular function: adenosylmethionine decarboxylase activity. Gene Ontology annotation, biological process: spermine biosynthetic process; spermidine biosynthetic process.